Leptidea sinapis is the source of this 4091-nucleotide messenger RNA. It is a transcript of the gene mmd, whose product is annotated as disintegrin and metalloproteinase domain-containing protein 33. NCBI's taxonomy places the organism in Eukaryota, Metazoa, Arthropoda, Insecta, Lepidoptera, Pieridae. Gene Ontology annotation, molecular function: metalloendopeptidase activity. The record is from RefSeq and is a predicted model, not a curated record. The transcript has 26 exons. Gene Ontology annotation, biological process: membrane protein ectodomain proteolysis. Bases 11 to 3772 code for a protein of 1253 amino acids.
GUCGCGCGGUAUGCGGCGCCGCCCGCUGGCGCUGCUUCUGCUGCUGGCGUUGCUGCGCGCGCACGGCUUACUGGCAACCUCUGGAGAAGAUUACACAGUCGACGAUUCAUUCUGGAAUGAAGAAAACCCAAUUGAAGUCGAACGUCUGCUGCGCGAGUACACCCAGAACCAGGAGUUGGUGCGGAACAUCGGCGCGCAUUACUACCAGAUCAUCUACCCGGUGCAGUUACGCCACCACGAGAAGAUGGGCAUUUCCACGCGGGAAGUCAACACACCCAAGGGUCGCUACGGAUCGGAGUUCCAGGGAGUCAGCAGACCUCGAUCAAGAACGGGCAAGCACUACCACCGCACCUCCCUGCUCAUCAAAGCAUUCAACCACAAGUUUAGAUUGGACCUCGAGCUUAACACACAACUGCUUGCGCCGAAUCUGCGUCAGACGAUUUACCUGCCCAAUGGAGCUGAAAGUGAAAUCAGAACGGAAAUCGAGCACUGCUACUACCACGGCACGGUGAAGGACUACCCGGGGGCGUCGGCCGCCUUCCACACCUGCAAUGGAGUCUCCGGUGUCAUCCACAUCGGCAACGAGACCUUCGUCAUACAUCCCUUCUACGGCGGAGAUCUAUCGAAGCACCCCCAUGUGAUCUUCGAGGCGCGCACUAAGAUGAACCGCGGCUGUGGUAAUAAACUGGACCACCGUCAGAAGUCACACCGCACCAAGAACUUCGCGUACGUCGACGACGCGGUGCUCAGCGGCCAUGGAUUCCUGAGCGGUGCGGGUGGUCAUCUGCGCGUGCGGCGCGACGUGCGGGAGACCACCAAGUACAUCGAGACGGCGCUCGUAAUCGACAAGUACAUGUUCGAGAAGAGGAACGGCAGCACGCGAGCCGAGGUGGUGCAUGACGCCAUUCAGGUGGCCAACAUCGCUGACCUGUACUUUCGCACGCUGAACACGCGCGUUUCGGUGGUGUACAUCGAGUCCUGGCAGAGUGCGGACCAAGCCGAGCUCGACAAGAAGUACGACAUCACGCGCGCCAUCCAGAAGUUUAGCGACUACUCCGCCAGGAAGCUGUACAAGAUAGAGAAGGAUACAACACAGCUUCUCUCUGGGAUGCCGUUCCCUGGCGGCGAGUCCGGGAUAUCGGUGCCGGACACCAUGUGCACGCCCAAGUCCGUGGGCAUCUCCGUGGACUACAACACGUACGAGCCACACAUCCUGGCUGCCACCAUGGCCCACAUGAUCGGCCACAACAUCGGCAUGGGGCACGAUGACGGCAGAGAGCAGUGCUUCUGCCGCGAUUGGCACGGCUGCAUCAUGUCACAGUCCAUCGUGGGGCUGGAGAACGUGCAGCCUUACAAGUUCUCCGACUGCUCCAAGAACGACUACAUCAACGAGCUCAGGAUUGGACAGGGACUCUGUUUGCUCAACAAGCCCAAUGAGCUGGUGGUGCACCGGCAGUGCGGCAACGGUCGCCUCGAUGACGGCGAGGAGUGCGACUGCGGCACCAUCGCCGAGUGCCAGAACCUCAACCCAUGCUGUGACCCCUUCACCUGCCGCCUCACCAAGGAGGCGCAGUGCGCGUCCGGUGACUGCUGCGACAAAUGUCAGCUGAAGCCCCGCGGCGUGGUCUGCCGCGACGCCACCAACGAGUGCGACGUGGAGGAGACGUGCACCGGCCUGUCAGGUGCCUGCCCCGUCGACUCCUACAGGAAGAACGGCGUCCCGUGCGAGUCCGGGAAGGGCUACUGCUUCGCGGGCCAGUGCCCCACGCUCUCGCUGCAGUGCGAGAAGAUCUGGGGGCCCGGCACCAUCGGCGCCGACAAACAAUGCUUCGAACAGUUCAACUCCAAAGGUGCGGUGACGGGGCACUGCGGCAAGGACAGUGGGGGCCAAUACGUCAAGUGUGAAGCAGAGAACGUCCGGUGCGGUUCGCUGCAGUGCCAGCUCGGAAACCGGUACCCGAUCGUGCCGGGCAUGGAUGAGUACUACACGCGCACCGUCAUCACCAUCAAGGGCAACGAGUACGACUGCAAAGCCACGACGGGCCUGCCCGGCCACCCGGAGGUGGACGCGAUGGGACUGGUGCGGGACGGCACGCCCUGCGGCGACAACCUCGUGUGCGUCAACCAGAGCUGCACCUCCAUCUACCCCUUCAUCGACCACACCAAGUGCCCCACCGACCACAACAACCACGAGUGCUCGGCCAGAGGGACGUGCUCGAAUACCAACAAGUGCGUGUGCACGCGAGGCUGGACCGGCCCCGACUGCUCCCAGGUGGACGUGCUCCCGGCGCUCCCGACCGCGUUUGUGCCGGAGAACGCGACUAAAGCGGCCUACAACAUGACCAAGAAGGAAACACCGUAUGAGAACUACCACGGCUCAAACACGGUAUUCCUCGUGGCGGUCCUCAUGUCUGUGGUAGGGGGGGUAUUCAUUGUAUUUGCCCUGAGCGCUCUCUGCUACAGGAAAAAGAGCACACUGCCGAAGUACGACCCUCCAUACGUGAAAAAGCCCAUCGCCAAGAGCUUCGCCGGGGGCUCGACCACCUCCAACAACUCCCAGGAGGACAUUUCAAUGGAAGCCAGCAAAAUACACUCGUUCAACAACACGUUCAGAAACCUCCUAAGCCGUGGAGAGUCGCAACGGGUGAUCUUCAGACAAGGCAAUCACAUGUCUGGAGCUGGCACUGGCAAUAGAUAUCCAGACCACAAGCAGAUGAAAAGGGUUCAUUCGGGGAGUGAAGACGAACCAACGCAUUCUGGUGAAGAAGAUAUCGCCUUUAUAGACGUCACUCCCGGCACUAUGUCUAAAUUACCCGAGAAAGGCAUACUGAAGAAACAUGGCUACGGCGCUGUUGAUGGUAAAGAUAAAUGGGGCGACGAUCAAUCAGAACAUUUGGAGGCCGGCUCGCAGUCUGACGGUCAGGAACCUUCAGGUGCUGUAGCUGAUAUGGAGUACAAAUUUAAGGAUCUGAACGGCUACCACGAGAAUAUAAUUGAGGCGCUGAAGACGGCCGCAGCACAGCGAGCCACGACGGGCGCAGGCAGCGGCUCUGGAGAUCUACGAGCUCUGCAGGAGUACGAGUACAAGAGAGAGAGAGCGCCCAGUGCGGAGAAAAUUCACGAGGCUGAACUGAGGAGGCAGAGAGGAGGAGACGAAGAGGAGGACGAGCAGAGACCUUGUGGUCCGUACAGGAUCCGGAACCUGGAGGAUCUGAUCCGGCAGUUAGAGCACCACUCGAGCAGGCACAUGAGUCCCUCGGGCUCUGAAGAUAUCCGCAUGUCGGAGAGCGAGGGUGACCGGCACUACCGGAUGGAUGAUGUGGCCUCGCGGUCCUCUGAUAGUCGGUGUCGGCGCCUGCCACCCGCCGAGGACGAGUCCCGGUUCGGGUACCGGAGCUUCCGUGGCAGCGCGAGCAGCAGGCACCACGCGCCCAUGUUCUCGGCGACUGCGGCUGUCGGUCCUCCACCCGUGCUGCACCCGCACGGGGCGCCGCACGGGCACGGGCAUGGUCACGGCGCGGCGCACCCGCACGGGCACGCGCACGGGGGCCAUCGCGCGCCUCCAGACGAGGACGCGCUCUAUGAGACGGCUGACCCGGAGAGACUGCGUGACGUCCCCGAUAGCGAGAGUGAUGAAUUUAUUCAAGCUCAACAACAGUUAGCCCGGUGGGCGAGUGAGGAAGUGGUUCCAGUCCGCGAGUACUUCUCGUCGCCCGCCGGCAGCUCGGCUAGCGACCGGCCCGGCGCCGCCUUCCCCGAGUACACGCACUGACCGAAACGGACGGGCGCGCCAGAGUGAACCAACGACCGCCCGCCCGCGCUCCUUACACACUUAACUGUAAAUAUUCUCUAAGUGCACUGUAUUAUGACUGAAGUUAGUUUAAUGUGUCGAUAUAUGAAGCGCGUGCGCAGUAUCGCGGCGCGGAAAUAUUAUGUUGAACCGAUGCGCUUUACGUCGCGCCCGGCAGCGCACGCGCUUCUAUGUCUAGUCUAAGUGGAUCUGUCGUCGUAUGAAUGUAAGCCUUGUCGAAUGCGUUUGGAAAUGUGAUUCGUUACAUCUGUCAUGACACUGGUCGUGCUCCCAUGUAGAC